This is a messenger RNA of Lindgomyces ingoldianus, 585 nucleotides long. RefSeq lists its product as uncharacterized. The coding region runs from base 1 to 585 and encodes 194 amino acids. The transcript has 2 exons. Lineage: Eukaryota; Fungi; Ascomycota; Dothideomycetes; Pleosporales; Lindgomycetaceae. The record is from RefSeq and is a predicted model, not a curated record.
AUGCGCUACACCCCUCACCUCCACCUAGCCCUCCAAGCCUGUUUCAACAUUCCCACCGCUAGCCCCCGGCCACUUUCCCCUACCCCAACGACGCCCAACCACAUCUCGUCGCAAAUCACACCCCAAACCACAGCGUCCAUACCACUCCACUCCAUCCAGGUCGCCAUUCCCAUAAUGACAAAAAUAACCUCCACUUUCAUUCGCCCCGCCUUCGCAGACGACCUCUCCCACUUCGGUGGAUGGAUCCUCGUUCCCACGACAAUGACAAGCGAGAAGCCCAAGACGACGAGUUACAUGGGUUUCGUGAGACCUGAGAAGUGGGAUGAUCCAUGGCGGCUUGGGGGGUGGAUGUUGACGACGAUUACGCCAAGGGUAGAGGUGAUUAGCUUUACUGCGACGGCGAGAGUGAAUGAGGGACUAAGCUACGGGAAUCAUGGGAGAGAUUUUGAGGAGAGUGGGGUAGAAACUGGUGAAGAGCAUGGAAAUGUUGCUCUGGGAGAGAAGAAGAAGAAGAAGAAGAAGAAGAAGAAGAAGAAGAAGAAGAGGGUGUUGGAAGAUUGCGGGGAGUGGAGUAUUGGGUUUUGA